This is a messenger RNA of Kazachstania africana CBS 2517, 1611 nucleotides long. RefSeq lists its product as uncharacterized. The record is from RefSeq and is a predicted model, not a curated record. The transcript has a single exon. Lineage: Eukaryota; Fungi; Ascomycota; Saccharomycetes; Saccharomycetales; Saccharomycetaceae. Bases 1 to 1611 code for a protein of 536 amino acids.
AUGAUUCCACAAGAAAAUGAUAACAAUACAUCGUCACCAUGUUCACCUACUUCCUCUUCAUCCUCUUCCUCAUCGGGCUCUCAUUCUUCCAUAACCAAUCCAUUAGAUAAAGAAUUAAGAGAUUCUACCUAUGAGAACUAUCUCCCAUACAAAUCCGCCAAAGUAUUAGAACAACCAAGAAUCAUAAUGUUAAAAAUAGAUAAUUUACCACCAGGCAAAAAUUGGAAACAAAUUAAAUACUUAAUUGGGGGAAUUAUUCAUCAUUCAAAUAUUUUGCAAGUCAAACUAUUACCACCUAUGACCUCUGUCGUACCACCAUUCGUAGCAUUACAAAGUUGUAUAAUCAUUUUGAAGGGUAGUUUGAAUCAAAACUCAAUUAAUGAACUGGUCAUGACUUUAAAUACCUAUCAAUGGGAUUAUCAUGAUCUUUAUAGUUAUGUACUGCCUUCGUAUGAUCAGCAACAAUCGUUUUACUCCUAUUAUUACAAUCAGAUGCCUGGAAAUAAUAGAAAUGCAGUUGGACAAGAUCCACAAAUGUUAUAUUUGCAAAGAAAUAUGGCUAAUUUCAAUUUAGAAAAUGAUGAAUCAACUACACUUUCUAAUUCUUCUUCCUCACCUGAAACGCAAAAUUUAAGUCCUAGAAUGGGCACUUCACCACCAUUCCCCAUGAUUCCAACCACCUUCCCAUCAAAUUUAACAACUGCAUCUCCAAAUAUACUAUCAAACUUCCAAAUGCAAACUAAUCCAUCAAAUACAUCACCUCCAGGAAAUGUACCUGGCCCUAUACCACCACCACCACUACCUCAUCACCAACGGCUUCCUGCAGGGAAUAUGCCCAAUCCAUACUCCAUGUAUCCUCCUGUCCCAACUAUGAGGUACCCUUUCGCAAAUCCGUCUGCUCCAAAUUUCAUACGACGUAGUUACUACGAUCAAUCUACGUUGGCAAAGUUUAAUAUCAAUCCAAAUGGGAGAAUAAUAGCAGCAUCUGUAAAAAAAAAUACAAAUCCAUUCAAACAACCAAAAAAAUUGAAGAAUAUCUUUAAUGAAAAAAAUUUUAGGAAACAAAUGACGGAUAGAGGUAUGUGGCAAUUCAAAAUUCAUAAUUUCCCACCUUACCUAUUAGCUGAGUCAAUGAGGCCUUUAUCUAAAAAUGCAAAGGAUAGUAUAAAAAUUGAUAUUGAAACUGAUUCAAUUGAUAAAUAUGCGAAAUUAAGAUGGACUGUUCUGAAGGACUUCAUCAAAUUAAAAUGCCCAAAACUUCUCAAUUUAGCAAGUAGUUCAAACAAAAGCGAACAUGGUAACGUAGAAAAUACCAGAGAAUUUUAUGUUGGCGUUUACGAAAGUUCUGAACAUGAAUUAGUUGUAAAAGUAAAUGAUGAUAUUUUCAUUAUUGAUUGCAUUUGUUAUAAUGCAAUUAUAGGAUUUCAUGAUAAAGAAUUAUUUGAGCUAUGUCUCAGCUCGCUGAAGGAUCAAGAAUACUCAUUAGGUUAUAUUUUACAAGUCGAAAUUUUACCGCCUUAUGAUAAUCUGGAAGAGAGUAAUACGCCACUUUAUCAUAAUCAUAAUGAGCAGGUGAAACUUAAUAAUUCAAACUCAACAUCUUCCCUAUAA